AGUUUCCUAUGUACCGACAAAAUUCUCAUACAUUUCCUCUAAAAAAACCUCUAUAAUACGGACCUUCUCUAAAACGGACAACGGACACUAAAUCUUGUCCCCAGGGAGCAAAUUCAUACAAAUUUAACCUCUUUAUUACAGACUCCGGGGUUACACAUUGACACGUUAUCAUUCAGCGAUGCCAAUACCAGAACACAUCAAAAUGUUAGUUUUCAAAACCUACAAACAAUACAGACUUAAAAGUGACGUCAUCAUAGUGACCUCUCCAAUUAUCGGACACCUCUCUAAUACGGACACUUCGUUCUGUCUCUUCGCUCUCCGUUUUAGAGAGGUUCGACUGUAUCUAACGUUGCUGAACUGAUUUUUUUUUCUGUCAUCAUUCUCAAUCUCAAUAAUUCCAGAUUCCGCUUUCCUAUUUCCCGACUUUCCCAUAUCAUUUUGGUUUUUGGUUUUCGGUUUUGAGUUUCCGGUCUCCGGUUUUAGGGUGGGCCGUGACCGAGUGAUGAUGUUUUCUAACAUUUCGCCAGACUCAGUCUGAAUUAUCAUACAAUUAAAAGAAGAAAUUCAUAAUUCAAAAAACGUAGGGAAGGGUCUUUGGGUUUUUUUUUUUGGCUUUGCAGUUUCCUGAUGCCCGAACAGGUGAAUGGUUCUUCUUUGUUGCUCUGACGACCGGGCAACCCUCGAAAAAUCAGCUUCCCAAACGUUUUACGGCGGUCAAUUUUCGUUAAUAGUUGAUCGUAUGUAUCCUUUAUAUUUGGACAAGUUUCAAAAGAAAACCCCUCCCCUCCCUGGGCCGUCGAAUUUUUGACCAGAAGUCCCCAGACUCCUGCCAGUCAUUUGUCUCUCAACAUGGACUGUCGAAAGUUUGUUUUGCUCUGCGCCGGGUUAUUGUCGGUCGGUUUGGCUGAAAAUAGGGAAACCAAAAGUCAGGAUGAUGACCAUUAUAAAGAAGGAGACUCCUACUUUUCAACACGUUACGAAUCUCACCCACAUACGUGUAGAAAACCUGGAAAUUGCGAGGAGGUAGAUGGCAGAGCUCAGCAGCAGUGCUGGGGAUAUGAAGCAGGCUGUAACUCACCAGACAAGUGGUUCACAAAACCACACUGUGAUGAUAAUAUGUUUGGGAGACAUUUUAGAACGAUUGAGGACAAAGUUUACCAGUUCUGGAAGGAAGGUGAUUUUGGUUAUGUGAAAUCUGUUCGGGAUAACCUACGAUUUGUAUGUAAACCUAGGGAAAAUGAGGUGGAUAGUUCCUCACUUGUGUGCUCCGAACAGUUGACUUACUGUAAAGCUGAACACUUAUACAUGGAUCUUAGGAACAACGAAAAUCAGGAUAGGUCACAAUCAAAUGUUUUUAAGCCUCAGAAAAUUGGUGGGUUUUGUAACAUAGAUUCUAACACCCUCAGCGAAGAUGGAAAAUACAGAAUGGAGCUUAGUUCAUGGUUAAAUGAACUGGAGGACUUCUCCUCAUUGCCUUUUAAACCAAACCAGGAGAAGCACUGUGAUGUCAGAGUGGAAAAACCAACAUUCUUUAUGAAACUGGAUGCAGUUGUAAAUAUGUACCAUCAUUUCUGCGAUUUCUUCAAUCUGUAUGUCACACAACAUGUGAAUGGAUCCUUUGAUACUGAUGUAAAUAUUGUAUUGUGGGAAGAGCAUGCAAGAAGAAGUUUAGGGAAUUUUGGAGCAACGUGGAAAGCAUUUACAUCCAACCCAGUGCUUUAUCUUGGCAAGGAAUAUAAACACAAGCAGGUGUGUUUUAAAGAGGCAAUCUUUGCCCUUCUCCCUAGAAUGGUGUUUGGUUUGUACUAUAACACACCUUUGACUCCAGGUUGUUCUAAAAGUGGUCUUUUCAAGGCAUUCUCAGAGUAUGUGAUGGGCAGACUUGGCAUUAUUCAGGAAAAAAAGUUGCAGAACAGCAGUGAGCCGAUCCGUGUAACACUACUAUCUAGAGGGACAAAGUUUAGGAAAAUAUUGAAUGAGGAAGAGAUUAUUCAUGCCUUGGAAACAUACCCUGGAGUGAAGUUGAAUGUGUCACAAUAUUCUUGGGACAUGCCUUUUCUUGAACAGCUCAAAAGAAGUCACAACACAGACAUAUUUAUAGGAAUCCAUGGAGCCGGGCUCUCUCAUGCUCUCUUUAUACCAGACUGGGCAAAUCUGUUUGAGCUAUACAACUGCGGUGACAUGAAUUGUUAUCGGGAUUUAGCAAGACUAAGGGGAGUAUCUUACAUAACGUGGGAAGACAAUGAUAAAAUUGUUGAACUUACUGAGGAGCUCCAUCCACAAUACAAAGAUCAUCCCAAGUUUAGGAACUACGCUUUUGAUGUGCGUGAAUUUAUGAGGCUAGUGGAGAAGGCGGUGAUUAAAGUUAGGCAGUCUAUCGAUGAUUACAAAAAACAUCAUAGCAGCUGACACAAAGCAAUUUAGCCGAGUUUGAUGACGUUAAAGGAUGUCUAGAAGUGUUGGUUCAACUGGGAGCAAGCUAUGUGGAGUCCAGCCUCACAAGCCUUACCAGCUCAAAACGAUCUUACCCACACAGAGAGAGUAUUCAAGAGUGACAGGACGUGAAUAUGUCACGUGAGAGGACCUAUAGAGGUUUACAAAGGAUCAGUUCUAGAGACUACAGCCACAAAUAUUAUGACUGAAAGUACAGAUCGGACGAUAGUCCAGAGACAAAUGACGCGUCAGGCUACAGUUGUGCCAGUUUCACCCGAAAGACAGAAUCUCUAGCGAAGCUAAUCAGUGAACAUCAAGGGCGGGGGAAUGCUUCCUCCGGCAAUAACGAUCAUGCAAAAAGAAAGACUGUUUUAAGCCGUGAAACAACAUUAACAAUUAGCCCUAUAUAGUCAAACCUACAGUCGGAACUCCCCUUUUGGACACCUUUUUGUUCCGGACAGUUUCCCUGGUCGCGACGAAAUGCCCAUCCCCUCUCUAAUACGGAAAACAGACACUAAAUCUCGGUCCCAAAUAAAAUUCAUAAACGUUACCUAUAUCGUGAACGAUUUGCAUUGCACCUUAAAGACGUGCUUGGGUCAGUUUUGACUCCUGGGGAAGAAGACUUUGAACCACAAGUGGAGCCUUUGCAAUAGGCCACGUUCGAUAUGUCAACAUUCUAACAUGGCUCCGAGGCUUUCGGGACAAACGUCUAUAUUUGGUGACUUGAAUAAUACCGAUACAUCUCUAACAGAGGAAUCGUUUGUAAUAUUUGUUCCACUAGCGUAAGCGAUUUAUUUUCUGACCGAGCUAGAGAAAUGCCAGUUCUAGAUAUUAAAAUGAUAUAGCACAGUUAAA
This is a messenger RNA of Orbicella faveolata, 3288 nucleotides long. RefSeq names its product EGF domain-specific O-linked N-acetylglucosamine transferase-like. The record is from RefSeq and is a predicted model, not a curated record. Gene Ontology annotation, cellular component: endoplasmic reticulum lumen. Gene Ontology annotation, molecular function: protein O-acetylglucosaminyltransferase activity. NCBI's taxonomy places the organism in Eukaryota, Metazoa, Cnidaria, Anthozoa, Scleractinia, Merulinidae.